AUGAUGUCCAUGAAAACAUUAAAGCCAAAUGGUAUCUUAAAAGGCAUCUUUGCCAAACAGGGCGAACUCUCGCAACCGAAACAGACCAUCCUAAACUUCAAAACGUUGGACCCACAGCAAUUGCAAUCGACCAUAUUGAGGCGAUCGGACCAAGAAAUCGGCGGCUUUUCCACCGUCAAUUUCGAAAUUGAUCCUCAGGAACGUUGCGGGCACUUUUUCGGAGAAUUGUCGUUGGACUUGCCCAAGGACAACCUUACCGUGACGAGAUCGGGCUACGCCAUGUUUAGAACAAGAGACCAGUUGCAGAGCUGGAUACUGGGGGACAAGUUUUGGGAUUGGUCGCAGUACUCGGCAUUGGUCUUGAGAGUCAAGGGAGACAGAAGGAAAUACAUGGUGAACAUCCAGGCCAACACCCCUUUGGUCACCGAUUUAUUCCAGCACCGGUUGUUUUUGAACCAUCCUGGCCAAUGGGAAACGGUUGUGAUCCCAUUGAGCGAUUUUGUUAUGACGAAUUGGGGCGUCAUUCAAGACGGCUCCGAGAUUAACAAGCUGGAAAUUAAAACCAUCGGAAUUGGGUUAUUGGAUAAGCAAUACGGCCCUUACUCUUUGAAGAUUGACUGGAUUAAAGUGAUGACUGGUUCCGAAGUUGAAAAAUACGUUGGUCUCUGA
Messenger RNA from Lodderomyces beijingensis, 669 nucleotides. The record is from the annotation of a GenBank genome assembly. Lineage: Eukaryota; Fungi; Ascomycota; Pichiomycetes; Serinales; Debaryomycetaceae.